Physeter macrocephalus (sperm whale) is the source of this 808-nucleotide messenger RNA. It is a transcript of the gene CEND1, whose product is annotated as cell cycle exit and neuronal differentiation 1. The record is from RefSeq and is a predicted model, not a curated record. The transcript has 2 exons. Gene Ontology annotation, biological process: radial glia guided migration of cerebellar granule cell; cerebellum development; cerebellar granular layer maturation. Lineage: Eukaryota; Metazoa; Chordata; Mammalia; Artiodactyla; Physeteridae. Bases 183 to 623 code for a protein of 146 amino acids.
AUCCGCAGCCGCCGCCCGCCGCCCGCCGUGGUCCCGCGGAGAGCGCGCUGCGCCGAGGUGGGAGCGCCGGGAGCAGCAGCGUAAGGCUCCUAGGAUGCCCAGGGGUGAGCUGUCCUGAGCUGCUGCAGUCUAGACACCUGCCUGUCCACGCACGCCCCGUGCAGCCCGCCAGCACACCCACCAUGGAGUCCAGAGGGAAGUCGACCAGCAGCCCCAAGGCCGACACCAAGGCUGCUGCUGAGGCCCGAGCCCCCACCGCUGCGGACGGGAAAGCCCCCUCGGCUAAGCCAGGGAAGAAGGAGGCCCAAGUGGAGAAGCAGGAGCCUCCAGCGGCCCCCACACUGCCACCUGCCAAGAAGACCCCGGCCAAGGCAGACCCUGCCCUCCUCAACAACCACAGCAACCUGAAGCCGGCCCCCGCAGCCCCCAGCAGCCCCGAUGCAGACCCCGAGCCCAAGGGCCCUGGGGAUGGGGCUGAGGAGGGCGAGGCCCCCAACGGGGGCCCAGGGGGCCAAGGCCCCUGCCCUUUCGAGAACUUGACCCCCCUGUUUGUGGCUGGGGGCAUGGCGGUGGCAGCUGCAGCCCUGAUUCUUGGUGUGGCCUUCCUGGUCCGAAAAAAAUGAUGGCUGGCGCCCAGGUGGGGGCACAGCCACUUCCUGUACAGACCUCGGGAAUCUAGUGCAUGCCAAGUUCACACACAGCUAUCUAUACAUACGUAAUGCAUAUACUCGUGUACCCCCCAUAUACACGCAGAGGAAGAGAGAGAGAGACAGGGCCCCUGCCAGCAGUGGAAGCCAAGCCCCCUCGG